This is a messenger RNA of Beauveria bassiana ARSEF 2860, 1089 nucleotides long. Its product is annotated as chromo domain-containing protein. Lineage: Eukaryota; Fungi; Ascomycota; Sordariomycetes; Hypocreales; Cordycipitaceae. The transcript has 6 exons. The record is from RefSeq and is a predicted model, not a curated record. Gene Ontology annotation, biological process: chromatin organization; negative regulation of transcription by RNA polymerase II. The coding region runs from base 1 to 1089 and encodes 362 amino acids. Gene Ontology annotation, molecular function: chromatin binding. Gene Ontology annotation, cellular component: nucleus; pericentric heterochromatin.
AUGCCCCCGGCGAUUAGUGAUGACGAGAGCUCGGAUGUCGAUGCCCAUCUGCCCGUAGCGAGCUGGCGCGACGAUGACGAUAGCGAUUCCCGUUCGGCACGACGAUCGGCAGCUGCAGCCAAACCACAAGCAAUUGAUGUCGAUGUCGAUGACGAGGAUGAGGCUGAGCCGGAAGAAAAGGCCGGCCUCGCCCAAAACGGCGAUGACGAAGACGAGGAUGAGGAGGAGGAGGGCGAGGAGGACGUGUUCAUCGUCGAGGCCAUCAAGAAACACAUGAUUGAUGAAGAUGGCUCAUUGAAGUUUCACGUCAAGUGGGAAGGCUACGACAAGAAGGCGGACAUGACGUGGGAGCCAGAAGAGAAUCUCGACGAAGGCAGGGAAUCGGCCAACGAGGUGCUCGAGGAAUACUUUAACAAGAUCGGCGGCCGCGACAGCAUCUUCCAACAGACGGCAACGGCGGCGUCGGGCAAGAAGCGCGGACGCAAGGCGGGCGUCAGCGGUUCAGCGGAUCCGACGCCGGUGAAGCGAUCGCGCAAGAGCAACGGGGCGGGCCAUCCGGGGGCGACAUCCCCGCCAGCGUCGUCAAAGCCAUGGAGCCCGCCGGCCGGCUCGUGGGAAGACGACAUUGAUGCGAUUGAUGCAUGCCAGGACGAGGGCACGGGGCAGCUGAUGGUGUACCUGGUGUGGAAGAAUGGCAAAAAGACACGGCACACGACGAGCGUCAUUUACGCCAAGUGCCCGCAAAAGCAGAGCCUCACCACCACCACCACCACCACAACCACCACCAUUGUAUUGGGCAUCAAUACAAAGAUCAUCAUCAUCGUCAUCAGCGCUGAAAGGCUACGCAUACAAAAACCACAAACACCAAUCUCAAAACAUCGGAGUGGCUCCUUUGCCCUCCAAAUCCCACAAACAGCAAUCAUGGUGCAGCGCAACCACGUCAUCGCCAUCAUCAUCAUCAUCCUCUUUGCCGUCCUCGCCGCCGUAUCCUUUGGCAUCUGGAAGCUGAUCCACAUGGUCCGUCAGGGCUGGAGCGUCCAGUCUGGCACCAGCUCCAGCUCCAGCUCCAGCCAGGAAAUUGUCGACUAG